GAUUUAUUUGGUGUGAGCAUGGUUGUUCCUUUAAUGAACCUUCAUAUCAAAUCUCUAGGAGCAAGUCAUACAGUUGCUGGAAUAAUAGGAUCUCUCUAUGGUAUAAUGCAACUAUUUUCCAGCACAUUUGUGGGCUGCUGGAGUGAUAUAGUAGGAAGACGGUAUUCCCUGCUUGCAUGUAUUCUUCUCAGUGCACUGGGUUACUUCCUUCUUGGAACAUCCACCACUGUGUUCCUGUUUGCCAUUUCUAGAGUCCCUGUAGGUAUUUUCAAACACACACUCUCCAUCUCUAAAGCUCUGCUUUCUGACUUGGUUUCUGAGAGAGACCGCCCUUUGGUAAUGGGACGCUUCAACGCAGCCUCUAGUGUGGGCUUCAUUCUGGGGCCUGUUGUUGGUGGCUACCUUACAGAGUUGGAAGAUGGCUUUUAUCAAACGUCCUUCAUCUGUGCCUCUAUCUUCCUUCUGAAUGCUGGUCUUGUCUGGAUGUUACCCUGGAGUGAAGAAAACACUGGCAAUAGGGAACAUCAACAAGGCAACAAAGGAACAGACAGUUUCUCAGCAAAAGCAAAUCGUGACCUGCACUUGAAAUCAGCAACUAAUGGAGCUAUGGCAAGCGAUAGUCUUUUCUGGUUUCCGUGGAUCCAAGUUGCAACGGUGCUGAAGAGGAUUAAAGGAAUUGCGUGCUCUGAUCUGUGGGAUAUAUUUUUAGUGCGGUUGCUGAUGUCUGUUGCUAUACUACUGUACUAUAGUAAUUUUAGUCUGGCCUUGGAGGAGAGAUUUGGGGUGAAACCGUUGUUCGCUGGAUACCUAAUGAGCUAUAGCAGUGCACUUGGAGUCCUGGCUGGUUGUCUGCUCGGACCAAUAACAAGACUCUAUCAGCACAACACUUACAGACUUUUGUUGCAUUCCAGCACUCUUACCUGCACGUUGAUUCUCCUGUAUGCGUCAGCGCUGAGCAUAUGGAUGGUCAUUUUGUCUUCCACGUUCUUAGCCUUUUCAACUACUAUAGGUCGUACUUGUAUCCUUGAUCUUGAAUUAACCAUUGGUGGGAAUGAGGCCAGCGGUACGCUCCUAGGUGUUGGACAGUCUGUGACAUCAGUGGGACGUAUAGUUGCCCCGCUCCUUUCUGGAAUUGCUCAGGAGUUCAGUCCUUGUGGCCCUCCAAGUCUAGGGGUUGGACUAGCUUUAGUAGCUAUUCUGAUAAUGAACGUGAACAAACAAAAAUACUGUAGCCAUGGAAAUGUUAAGUUAAAAAAUCAAUAGCUGCACAUUUGGAUUGCAUACAGGUAUCUUACAGGAGAGGCAAAGUGAAUCAACCUGGGGUGAUGCUUACACCUGCCAGACUUGUACAGUAGUAACAGGAUCUUUUAAGAGGGCCCGUUAUGUUCACAUGGAGGCAAGUACAUAUAAAUAUUUCUGCUGCAGCGAUGUUAACUCUAGACAAAUGUUAUUCUAACUGGUACCACUAGAAUACUCGUGAGAGGGACAGCUGUUGCUGUAUUGUACUGGCUGGGAUUUUAUAUGGAUUUUUAACCUUUUUGGAGGGGAAAAAAAAAUGACAUGAAAUACACAAAUCCUGCUUGUAGCUCACAUUUGAAACGGUGUUUAGAUUGAUAGAUUGUUAAAAGACAGAAAUUGAUUCUUAUUAUUUAAUCAGAGGUGAAUUUUUAUUAUUUAAUCAGGAGAAUUUGCAAUAUAGCUCAUUAGCCUUAAUUUCUUAUGCUGUGGUCCGCUGCCAUUUGUCUGCUGUGACAGUAGCUUAAUUAACAGGCUGUUUGCCUAUGUGAUUUUGUUAAGCAUACUUUGUCUACAAAACUUGCUGCACAGCAUGAUUAGGCACCUUGGGGUAGCCAUCCGACCCCUGCUGAUGCCUGGUCUUUCCCAGGUAACAGAAUUGGGUAUAUGCUAACUUCAUGUAUUAGAAGGCCUAAAAUGGACAAUUUUAGAAUAAUAUGGGGUCAUUCAGACUGAAACUGAGACUGAAUGUAAGCUUUAUUGAAACUUGAACUGGUGGUUUCUGUUUAGUAAUAACUUCUACUGAGCAACUUUGUCAUAAAUUAUUUGUUAAUAUUUCCAGUGCAGUUUUUCUACCUUCAUUUUAAGAAUAAAUUUGCUUCUUAGUUCUUUUGAAUGACUGUUAAAGGUGUGCUGGAGCAACUAGCAGUAGUUCAUGGAUCUGGAUUAAUGCAUUCUCUCUCAUCUCUGGAGGCAUAAGUGACAUUUCACCAACCAGAAAAACUGUUUAUUUGUUGGUAUUUUAGUCUUCAUUUGUCUGCACUGCUUAACUAAUGAGAGGUUACUCUCAGAGCUAUACUGAGAGUUGUAGCACUCUCCUGUGCUAUUUACUGUUCAAGCUCAUAUUACUUGCCAGUCACCACUGUUUGUGUUUCAUUUGAAACAAACGAAAAAUGUAUUUUGCACUGAUAACAUUCCAUAUGCUUUUCCUAGUAUUACUUGAUGAAAGUACAAAGUCAACUAUGUAUAAUUGUUGGGUUUGGGUUUUUUUUUUUUAUUAAAAACAAUUUCAUUAUCUCCUUCAACACAUCCAUGCAAAUAGUGUUGCUGCUUCAGGAGAGUCGUAGAUGGUGUUUUGCAUUUUUAAUUUUUUUUUCUUUACCUUUUCUUGUGCCUGCUAUCAUUUAAACCCUUGUUGAAACCUCAGUGAUUCCAGUGGCAGCACCAUGGGAAUUGUACAGAAUUCUGAGUUGAUUUUAUAUAUUGACAUAAUGAGUGUGUGUCUUAUUACUGCUAUGAUUUCAGUACAUAUCCUCAGAGUUCCUUAUUAUAAUAAUCUGUGUUUCAUUUCUCCCUAGGAACUUGAGGCAUUUUCAACUGUCUUAUCUCCUCUUGUCUUGCUUGGUAGAUGUCCCAAAACAUUCUCGCCCUAAAUUUCCUAUUUUCUUUCCAUCUUUUAAAAAUUAUUUUUAUUUUUUUCUUACCUAAAACCACCCUUCUGUAAGUCAGGGAGUUCUGUUUUGCAACUAUAGCAAGGGGUGAAGGAAAAGGGUAGGUAAAAACCCUCAAAAAUUAAUAUAUAUGAAAGAUUUAGUAGUUUUUACUAUACUUGUUGGUUAUAUGAGGUAACAGAUGACAUUUAUCCUUCUAAGUUGCUGCACUGAUUAAAGCUGAAUUCUGUAAACACCAUAAAAUUCAGUUUAUACUAACAUAUACAGCUGCCUGAAUAUUGCUUUUCUGCUUAUAAAAACUUCAAAACUUCACUGUUUUUGUUACACAUAAGUGAAAAAUGUGCUUUCCACAAUGAGCAAAUAUUUUUAUUUUGAAAAAUAGCUCUCCAUAUACACUAAAUGAAAAUGAAAUUAAAUAAUGGAAUUGAGGAAUCUGUGGAUGGCUGUGGUCUCAGGGACAUGUUGCAACUGAUGUUACAGAAGUAAAGUUUUUUACUUGUAGGCCUAAAUAAUUUCUGAAGUGCUGCAGAAACAUUUCUUCUUUGUAAAGCCUCAGUUACGGAAAAGUUGCCCUAAUUUUUAUAUAUAUUUUUUUUUUUUUUAAGGAAUAGAAAUAAAAUGAAGUGACAUUCCACGUCUA
Molecule: messenger RNA, 3546 nt
Organism: Gymnogyps californianus (California condor)
Lineage: Eukaryota; Metazoa; Chordata; Aves; Accipitriformes; Cathartidae
Gene: SLC67A2
Product: major facilitator superfamily domain containing 9
Exons: 5
Coding region: 19-1263 (414 amino acids)
Biological process (GO): transmembrane transport
Cellular component (GO): membrane
Molecular function (GO): transmembrane transporter activity
Source: RefSeq, a predicted model, not a curated record